GAGUGUGCGAGGGACAAAGAGAAAAAGUCCAGGAGCUAACUUCUAGCAAGGGGAAAUGGCUCGUUCAAGCGUCCCAGCGUCUUCUUUUCGCGUCAGUCGGCCGGGGAGAAAGAGACCAACGAUUGCAGCCUGCUUCCCAGCCCAGCGGCUAUCUUCUGAUGUGGAAGAAUCGACUUCUUUUGCUACCUCGUCUUCUGCCCCGUCUUCUGCACCGUUCCCAAGCCUUCCUCGCUCCGUUACUAGCCACCACAGAGAAGUGGAUACCGCUGCACACAAUAAAAUCUCGUCCCCAGCCGAUGGUGGCUCGGUUGAACCGUCACAAGAGGACGAGUCAAGUUUGUUAGAAAGUUCGUGUGUCUCUUCUGUUCCUGAAGAUUCAACUGCAGAUACCUCAUUGGGUCUCAUGAAUGAGACAAGCAGCGAGAUAAAAAGUCAUCGAUUUGAAACCAGUUGUGAAACUGAAACCACAAAUAAACUCGGACAUUCUCUGCUAGAAUCACAUGAAGCUGCUACGACACACGACAGCUCUGCUUCUCCAACAGUUCCAGCUGCUAACAGUUUCCCUUUGUCUGCAUUCAGAAGUCCCGUGUUCUUCCCAAUACUCCGGAGAUAUCUCCCACUCACGGUUUCAAGACUACGGCGAUGCGAUGAUGAGUCAGUGGCUGAAGUAAGUCGUAAAACUCCCCGGGACUGGUUAGACGAACCAGAUGAUGUAACCAAUCUUUCUCUCCCGCUUGAAACUGAUGGCAGCUGUGGAUUUUCAAAAACUGAACCUCACACUCCCUUAAAAAUCUGCAGUAGAGAUUGUAGCUCAUCUGAAGCCAUGGAUGUUGAAGCUGUGUUACUUGCUGAACGCUCACUCUCUACUCAUUCGCCACCACCUGCCACGUCUCUGGCGACUAACCACUUACCAGAGGAACAAUCUCCAGGGACACCACCAAAAAAGCACAAGAAAGCAGCACGCAGCGCAUUUGAAAGUACUGCAGAGAGUGUCGAUAAAGCAGAGGCCACAAAGAGACCCAGUCCUAAUGCUUUUGUUUCCCUGCGGGUUAGUUCUCCCUCCAUUCGCUGCGGACUUGAAGAGGUUCAAACUGCAAUGGUAGAGAAAGACAAAGCUGUGAAGUCAGUUCUCACGUCUCUCGAUAAACUCCACGUCACGCUGAGUGUUAUCCGACUAGAGAACAAGGAAGAAGAGGGGAGGGCAGGACUGGCUCUUCUGGAAGCAACGCGAGAAAUCAACCUGAAACUGUGUCUUCACAAGCAGCCACUGCUGCUCACCACCUCAGGUCUGGGCAGUUUUGGGGAGAUGGUUGUCUUUGCUGAAAUUGUGGAAAAAGAAGAACUCCAAAAAAUUGCAGAUAUAGUUCGUGCUGUCUUUGAAACACACGGAUUUCAAGACACGGUAGAAAAGAUUUCAGUCCACACCUAACUAUAGCCAAGAUGUCGAGGAGCCAGAGAGGGAGGGGGAGAGGCGGAAGGAGGGGACGGAGAAGAGGGAGGAGGGGGCAUUAAAAGGUAUUUGCGAAGAUCUUUACGCUGAAUUCAAGGACAGAGAAUUUGGAGUUGAGAGGGUUACAGCCAUCGAGCUCUUAUCUAUGACACACCCCCCAGCCCAGGAUCAGUAUUACCACUGUUUUCAGCAGUUUUCUUUUGAGGAAAUAGGGACACUUAACGAGACAAGAGCCAGUUGUUCAUUAGAACAAGAGAACUAAAAUUCUGUACUGUCGAAGGAAACUUGUAUUGCGCAUGCGCAAUAUUGCACAAGCGGAGAUCGACCGCGUGGUGCGAAUAAAGUGGGAUCCGCCAUUUUGUUUCUUCCUUUUGCACGCGUGUGGCCGUUGAUGUUGCGGAGAGAGGAUGCCGCUCGCCACAGACUUGCUGCAUCCUAGCGCCGACGAUGAGAGAAGAAAGCACAAGCUGAAACGACUGGUGCAGUCCCCAAACUCCUAUUUCAUGGACGUGAAAUGCCCAGGCUGCUAUAAGAUCACUACAGUCUUCAGUCAUGCCCAGACGGUAGUACUCUGCGUCAGUUGUUCCACGGUUCUGUGUCAGCCGACUGGCGGUAGAGCAAGACUCACCGAAGGUUGCUCCUUUAGACGGAAACCAAACUAAGUCUCCUCUUUGAUUUCCUGUCUGCGUGACUCCUACCUGUCAUUCAGACUAGAUCUGUGAAAAUCCCUACAUGCUUGUACCAUCGUGCAUUUUUGAAAAUAGUACCGUGUAAUUAUAAAAUCUAUAUUUGUAAAAACGUGAUAAAUGUUGAGGUAAUCAUCAAUAGUACACCGAUUAAUGUGUGCUUU
Molecule: messenger RNA, 2300 nt
Organism: Geodia barretti
Lineage: Eukaryota; Metazoa; Porifera; Demospongiae; Tetractinellida; Geodiidae
Source: the annotation of a GenBank genome assembly